UCCCAAGAGCUGCAGUUUCAGCCGCGCGGUAGCAAGAGCCGCAGAGCCAGCGAGCGCGGCGGCGGCAGAGGCAGGAGCAGUCUGGGCGGGUCGCAGGGUUUCCCCGGGCUUAGGAAGGCAAGCAGAGAUAUCCUCUGAGAGCCAAGCAGAGAACAUUAAGGAAGAAAGGAGGAAUGACACUGGAUACAGCGCAGUGAAAAAAGACACGUCAAGGAGAGGAGUACUCACUGCCCAGACACUGGACCAGGUUAUCAGAAUGAGAACUUACCGGUACUUCUUGCUACUCCUUUGGGUGGGACAGCCCUACCCAACGGUCUCAACCCCAUUAUCUAAGAGGACUAGUGGUUUCCCAGCAAAGAAAAGAGCCCUGGAGCUCUCUGGAAACAGCAAAAAUGAGCUGAACCGUUCGAAAAGGAGCUGGAUGUGGAAUCAGUUCUUUCUCCUGGAGGAAUAUACGGGAUCCGAUUAUCAGUAUGUGGGCAAGUUACAUUCAGACCAGGAUAGAGGAGAUGGAUCACUUAAAUAUAUCCUUUCAGGAGAUGGAGCAGGAGAUCUCUUCAUUAUCAAUGAAAACACAGGGGAUAUACAGGCCACCAAGAAGCUGGACAGGGAAGAAAAACCCGUUUACAUCCUUCGAGCUCAAGCUAUAAACAGAAGGACAGGGAGACCUGUGGAGCCGGAGUCUGAAUUCAUUAUCAAGAUCCAUGACAUCAACGACAAUGAACCAAUAUUCACCAAGGAAGUUUACACAGCCACUGUUCCUGAAAUGUCUGAUGUCGGCACAUUUGUUGUCCAAGUCACUGCAACUGACGCUGACGAUCCGACAUAUGGGAACAGUGCUAAAGUUGUCUAUAGCAUCCUACAGGGGCAGCCCUAUUUUUCAGUUGAAUCAGAAACAGGUAUCAUCAAGACAGCUCUGCUCAACAUGGAUCGAGAAAACAGGGAGCAGUACCAAGUGGUGAUUCAAGCCAAGGACAUGGGCGGCCAAAUGGGGGGAUUAUCUGGGACCACCACAGUGAACAUCACACUGACUGACGUCAACGACAACCCGCCCCGGUUUCCCCAGAGUACAUACCAGUUUAACACCCCAGAAUCUUCUCCACCGGGUACACCAAUUGGCAGAAUCAAAGCCAGUGAUGCCGACGUGGGAGAAAAUGCUGCAAUUGAGUACAGCAUUACAGAGGGAGAAGGGCUGGACAUGUUUGAUGUCAUCACUGACCAGGAAACCCAGGAAGGGAUUAUAACUGUCAAAAAGCUGUUGGACUUUGAAAAGAAGAAAGUGUACACCCUCAAAGUGGAAGCCACCAACCCUCACGUGGAACCCCGCUUUCUCUACCUGGGUCCAUUCAAAGAUUCAGCGACGGUUAGAAUUCUGGUGGAAGAUGUAGAUGAGCCUCCCGUCUUCAGCAAAGUGGCCUACAUCCUACAAAUAAGAGAAGAUGCUCAGAUAAACACGACGAUAGGCUCGGUCACAGCCCAAGACCCAGAUGCUGCCAGGAAUCCUGUCAAGUAUUCGGUGGAUCGACACACAGAUAUGGACAGAAUAUUUAACAUUGAUUCUGGAAAUGGUUCCAUUUUUACAUCGAAACUCCUUGACCGAGAAACACUGCUGUGGCACAACAUCACAGUGAUAGCCACUGAGAUCAAUAAUCCAAAGCAAAGCAGCCGAGUACCUCUAUAUAUUAAAGUCCUAGAUGUCAAUGACAAUGCCCCAGAAUUUGCUGAAUUCUAUGAAACUUUUGUCUGUGAAAAAGCAAAAGCAGAUCAGUUGAUUCAGACCCUCCGGGCGGUUGACAGGGAUGACCCUCACAGCGGGCACCAGUUCUCAUUCUCGUUGGCCCCGGAAGCAGCCAGUGGCUCCAACUUUACCAUUCAAGACAACAAAGACAACACGGCGGGAAUCUUCACUCGGAAAAAUGGCUACAGCAGACACGAGAUGAGCUCCUAUCUCCUCCCCGUGGUCAUCUCAGACAACGACUACCCCGUCCAAAGCAGCACGGGGACAGUGACUGUCCGAGUCUGCGCAUGUGACCACCAUGGCAACAUGCAGUCCUGCCACGCAGAGGCCCUCGUCCACCCCACGGGACUCAGCACCGGGGCUCUGGUCGCCAUCCUUCUGUGCAUCGUGACCUUACUAGUGACAGUGGUGCUGUUUGCGGCUCUGAGGCGGCAGCGGAAGAAAGAACCUUUGAUCAUUUCCAAAGAGGACAUCAGAGACAACAUUGUCAGUUACAACGACGAAGGCGGUGGAGAGGAGGACACCCAGGCCUUUGACAUCGGCACCCUGAGGAAUCCCGAAGCCAUAGAGGACAGCAAACUGCGCAGGGACAUCGUGCCCGAAGCGCUGUUUCUGCCCCGACGGACUCCAGCAGCUCGCGACAACACCGACGUCCGAGAUUUCAUUAACCAAAGGUUAAAGGAAAACGACGCGGACCCCACGGCCCCGCCCUACGACUCCUUGGCCACCUACGCCUACGAGGGCACCGGCUCCGUGGCCGAUUCCCUGAGCUCGCUGGAGUCGGUGACCACGGAUGGAGACCAAGAGUACGAUUACCUGAGUGACUGGGGCCCGCGGUUCAAAAAGCUCGCGGAUAUGUACGGAGGGGCGGACAGUGACAAGGAGUCCUAAUACGUUGCCUUUUUCAUUUUCCAACACGACACUGAAAUGCGUGAAGUGGCUCUUUGUUUCUAUUUAUCCACUGCUCCUUGAAGGGUUCUCUGUUCUGCGCGUUCUACAAGGUCAGUGGCUGCAGUCGUGUGGAUCCAACGUCAGAGACUUUUUUUCUAAGGACACUUUUAUGAGCUUCCAAGAGGCAAAUGUUUAUUUUUUAGCGCAUCCAGUCAACCAUGUCAGCCCACCGGGCAGCGCACUGGAGAUGAGGACCGAGAGUCGUAACACGCUCGGUUCCACCGGCCUGGCCUUUGUACUACACCCUCCAUAGACUCAGGUCAGCUGGCUGCUCUGACUGUACAUUUCACAUGCGAAUGGGAUGAGGGGUUGUACUUUCAUGAUAAAAUAUAGUUUCAGUAAAAGAAAUGAGGGAGGAACAACUGUUCCUGGCGUCUUAGAUCACAAGGAGAUAAUGAACUAUAUGGGGAUGUGUAUUUCUGUCGCAAAGAAUUUAAAAUGACAGUCGUCCAUCCUGUUGAUUCUUCAAGAACUUUUUCUUGCACCAAUGACUAUUCAAAACAUGAAAUCCACCAAUAUUUUAAGAUUCUCCUUCCUCUUUAUGAAUAGAAGCAAAUUAUAUGGUAACAUUCAAAAACAACAACCAAAAAAAUAGUAAGACUUCAUUCCUUACCACUAACUAUAAUUUGUUACAUAGUAGACAUACUAAAGUUUGCUCUUGUGCCAUAAAAAGGGAAAGCAGAAAAUGGCUAAUAAUGUUAUUUAACAAAGGAAAUAUUUAGUAUAUUUCAAAGUUUGCGCCACCGAAUGUACCACAGAUCACUUGAAAUUAUUUUCAACCAGCAGUAGGUUAUUUACAGAUAAGUCUAUUGUUUAAAAGUUCUUGAAGGACAUUUUCUGAGAUACAUUUUCUCUCCUUGUCUGUACUUGUCGUCAGUAUUAUUCUAAUAUAUACUUGAAAGUAGCAGUGUGAAGUACAAUAACUCAUAUUCUUCAGAUACUUCUUACAAAGUUAAGAUUCAUUAGUAAAGGUAGAUUAAACAACUCUUAAAUCCUGCUGUUGGAGUUAAAUGGGUUGGUGAAAGCCAGCCACACUUGAACCUGAUACCCUGUCCUUCACAUCCAGAAACACCUGUAUACUUAUAUAAUGUGAUAGAUAUAGAUGAAAAGUUGAAGGCAUGGUGACUUCAUGUGACAUGUUUGGAAGACACUUAUAAAGGGAAAACUUGGAUUCCCUUCAACAAGAGAGUUUCAGAUGAUAAUUAAAAUGAUAGUUGACUUUCAAAAGCAUUAAUAUUUUUUCAUUGUUUUAAACUUUGUUUCCAUGACAACUCUGCCAUCCCUGUCUUUGAACUAAUCAUAAAGUAAUGGUCUCAAACUAUGACAGAAAAAGUAAUGGAAAUUCAUCCAACCUAUUAUUUCUCUAAUUAUGCAAUUAGCAUUAUAUGUUAUUAUCCAGCGGACCCAACUGAACUGAACUAAUCCUUUUGGCAGGUUCAAAUCAUUUGUUUCAUACAGCUCUUAUAAUGAUUUUUAUCAUUAGAAUCUACAUGUGCAGUCAUCAGAAAUUUCCAAAGUACUGUAAUGAAAACAUCCUUAUUUUGAAAACUUUAAACAAAAAAAAAUGUGGGCUCUGUAUAUAUAUAUAUGUACUGAAGAAUAUGCUGACUUCAAUUAUUCGUCUUAGGGAUUUAUUUUCAUUAAUGUUCAUUUUCUACAGGUAAUCUUAGUGUCAUUUCCAUUUGGAGAUAAUGUCCUAUUAGCACAUAUUUUCUAUUUGGAAACACACUUGUUUAGUUAAGUUUUAAAUAGGUGUAUUACCAAGAAGUAAAGACAGCACCUUUAAAGUAAGAGAAAUAUAGUGUUCGGCUUACUCCUUUAGAGUGAAAAAAUUGUACAACCACAUUCUUCCUUGUGUUUCCUGAAUGGUUUCCUAUUUUGUAAAGGACUUCCCUGUAUACUACCAAGUAUUUCACGCUUGAGUUAUUUUCUGCUUUCAGGGUUUUCUUUUGCUAGUUCUACACACACACACACACACACACACACACACACACACACACACAGGAAUGCAAACAAAACACUACAGGAGGACUUCACUGUAAUGAAUCGAUAGAUAUCACAGUCACAGGUAAGUAUUGAAAAAAGACAGUUUAGUGAAGUUAAUUAAUAAAAACUAGUGAUUUAUAGCAAUAGAACAGCACCUUAAUCACACGACUUACUGCAAAAUUAAAGAGUUCUCUAUCCUUACGUUUCAUGUGAUACAACCAAUUGGAUCAAGAAAGAUGUCCUAUAAAAAGAGAGCUAUCAUUUGAAGUCUUCCUUUUGAACUUCUGGCGUUAAUUGGAACAUCUGCAGGUUGACACUAGCAACUUCCAAUAUUUAAGGGUAAGGUGUAUUUUCCCCUCACAAGUGAAAGUCGGUAGUUCUGUAGUGGAAUAUUUGAAAUGUAAUUGGUAGGGUAUUUUAUCUCAUCCUGAAGAUUACACAGUAUACCAAGAACAGGUUAAUAUGACUAAGUACUGAAAUAACUGUUUAAUCUCUUACCACAAAACCUGGUAAUGAAGUGAAUCUCUAAGAAAUUGAGUAAUUUGAGACUGGUGCUGAAUAGUUGGCACUAGGGUCCUAUAACUAUCAAGGUAGAGUAAUACUGUCCUAUAAUUAAGACUCUCUGACAUCAUGGAAACAAUCAGGGCCACAGUUCCAUCCUUCUGCCAAGGCCUAAACUUUUUUCCCAUUGAGACAUCAGGCCAAGGAUCAGGGUCAACGUGAAUGAUCAUGGAGGAAAACAAUUAGUUUUCAGUUCACUUUUCACAUUGUCUCUGUCCUGACAUUAGAUGUUAGUGAUGAGAAAGGCGGAAAGUGGAAAGAGGUAAAAAUUUUAAUAUUUGCUUUCAUCACUGAAAAACUAAAAACUCAUUAAAUGUAAGCAGAUUGCUUUUAUGGGUUGUUUUCAGAAACGUUUUUUCCUCUAUUCAAAUGGGAGAAUUUUUUCAAAACAUAAAGAUGUUCAGUGGAAUAAGCUAGAAUUUUAAAAAUAGUGAGCCAUCGUGCAUAACUUUAAAGCUCCUUCACUUCAUAGCCACUUUCUGCUCAAAGGCCUGGAAAAUAUUUGUCCCCAAAUAAAAAACUAAAUCAAAUGCGGGAGAAGCAAAUAUGGCUCCACAGAACCAUAAGAGAGGGCAUCUGAGCACAGGAAAUAUAAGUUUUUUAUAGAUCUUCUCAGCUUUAUGAUUUAGGUGCAUAAAGGGAGGUUCAGAUACAAAUUAAUUCCAUUUUCAGAUGGAACAAAACCUGGCAAUUCAAUUCUAACUCAGUUUUCAUUUUCAGCUCCCAAAAAGUUGUGCAAAAAGUUCUUAAAAGUUGAAUCUUUAUCUUAGGAGCAUCCAAAUUUUAUGGAUCCAAAUUUACUUUAGAAUGUUUCCAUUAUUUUUGUUUUCAAGUACAUACAUUUUAGAUGUCUUGAUUUGCUGAACAAUACCUUAUAUCAAAUGCUUUGCCCUGAAAAUGGGUAUUUUACUAGAAAUAAUAAUGUAUACACAAUACUUGGGUAUUCCUCAAUUCUGUAUACUUGAGAACCAUACAAAGUAUGCAUUGAAAGGAAAGAACAGAGUUGAUUCCUGAGAACAAACUAAAUAUUUAAAUCAGGUACAGCUAGAUGUAUUUUCCCCAGGAAUUGAAUCACCAAAUAAAUUAUUGUAUCCUAGUCACUAGUUUUGCAGUAGUGUAAUUAUUUUGGAAGGACACUCUAAAAAGUCACAUCCCCACUAUUUUGAAAGGUAUCCUUUGAAAAGGACCAUUUUAGUGUAAUUUUGUUUUUUACAUUUUUAUCUAGAUGAAAUCUUUUUUUAAAUUUUGACAGGGGAUUAAAAAUCUAAGCAGUCUACUGUGUUUACAUUAAAACUACAACUCAGCCUUCUUUCUCAGAUUAUAAGAGUGGAAAGAUUAAGUCUUAGCAUAUGGACGUUCAGGAAGAUGAAUUAUUUCUUAAGGUAUGAGAAGCAGCUUUCUGUUCCAGAGAAUACAGAAUUCCAGUAUGGGCCCCUUAAAAGUUCAGCACUAUUACAGCUGCAGCAGUUUUAAUCUCCCUUUGGCAUCGUUAUGGAAUAAUUUUCUAAAGGGAUAAUUCUCUACUAAAAUAUAUUAGGCCCCAACCAUAUUUAACGUGGAGAGCAAUACCCUCUUAGAAAAGAAAUACAUUGACUCACACACUUGUUAAAAGUUAAUAAAGAAAUAGCUCAUUUUUAAAGCCACAAGUUUAUGGUCUCUGCAUCAUCAAUUUAAUUUAAGCAUUGCUGAGACAAUCUUUAAUCUACUCCCCAUAUUGUAAUACCUUAUUUAUGAUGCAUUUUCAUUUUUUAAUUUGGGGGGAGCAUUAGCCCGACAGAGCCAGCCGAUGAAAGUGCUGAAAGGAGGUCAAACGGAAACAGAGCCUAUUACCCACUGUAUUUCAGACAGGACCAAGGCACUUAGCUGAAGAGACACUGGGUUAUUAGAUUAAUUUCAAAAGAGCUUUUACAAGUUACUUAAUUCUAUUUUUUCCUUUAAACCCAUGGACCACAAACUCAAAUUUCUCUUCAAAUGGGGUUAAUUUGACAAAUGAGGCAUGGAACCAGGGCUGUGGAAAAAGCAUUCCACUAUAAUGAGAUCUUGGUCUUUCUUGCGAGACUAUGCUAUUUAUGUAAAUAUGUCUAGAGGCACCUUCUAGAAGCUUUUAGUUUUCUAUGAUCUAUUAGUUUAGUGUUUAUUAAGGAAUCAAAUGUAUAGAAUUACUAGGCAUUCAGAGGGAAUGCUGUGGCAAACAUAAAACGGAUCUGCUCAGAAGAAAUAUAGGAACGCUUCAAAAUCACUGUACUGUUUCGUUUGUGGUUAUUUUCAUUGCUUUGAGAGUAAACUGCAUAAGAAUCGGCCUUAUAAUAAAUGCUACAUGCGUCUCCAGUAGUACCGAGCUAAAGCAAUCUGGCAUUCUCCUACUGUGAUUUGUGAUUUUUAAACCCAGAAGAUAAAAGCUUUUGGGUAUCGAUUGUUUUUAAUUAAAAAUACUCCCAAGUAUAAAUUGAAGCUGAUGCCACCCUUGGAGAUUUACUGGCUGGCGUGCUUAGUUCAUAUAAUUUUUCUCAGUAUUGCUUGUAUCUCUGGCAAUGAGAACACCUGAUGGAAACCGUCACUGCUCAGCUUUCAUCAACAUUUCUAGUUAGGGAGGUUUUCAUAACGUCACAGUUUACAUGAGAAAGUUUUCUGUAUUAGAAGAAAGGGGUUGAGACAAUUACUUUUUAGCUCAGUGUGGCCAGGCCUUUUAUGGUAGUCCAAUGGCAAAUACACGCUCCUUGAAAUGGCUUCUUUUAUUUCCCUUUGUUUUCUUGGACGUAUAAAUUUGAAAAGAAUGCAAUUUAAAAAGUGAUUUCUCACAAAGA
Molecule: messenger RNA, 8040 nt
Organism: Rhinolophus ferrumequinum (greater horseshoe bat)
Lineage: Eukaryota; Metazoa; Chordata; Mammalia; Chiroptera; Rhinolophidae
Gene: CDH6
Product: cadherin 6
Exons: 12
Coding region: 257-2629 (790 amino acids)
Biological process (GO): cell morphogenesis; calcium-dependent cell-cell adhesion; multicellular organism development
Cellular component (GO): plasma membrane; catenin complex; adherens junction
Molecular function (GO): cadherin binding; calcium ion binding
Source: RefSeq, a predicted model, not a curated record